CUGUUCUUAGUUGACAACAUUAGGACUAUUUUUGCCAGUUUUUCCUCUUUUAAUCAUAAUUUACUUCAAAAUUACGGAUAAAUUAGUUUACAAUGACUAUUUUGCCAGCUAAGAGACCUUCAUCUAAUGUUGAAGAAAGUAACGAACAAAAUCAACAAAAUGUAAACUCUGAACGGACUGUCCGAAGGAGAGACGAAAUUAAUUCGUUGCAAAUAUCAUCUCUAAAUGAAAACAAAUCACCAUCUAGAAGGUCACCAUUUUCCUACAAAUCGCCCAAUGGCAAAGAAAGAUUUCGAAAACAUUAUAAGGAUGGCGAACGGCGUCGGGAUCGAGAAAGGGAAAGAGAACAGAAAAGGGAGGUUCGCAGAGAACAGAAGCGUGACAGAAUUGCCAAGAGAGACAUUGCAGCUGAACCAAUGCAUGAUGCAGCCAGUACCACACCUCCAGAUUCUACAGAUGUCGAAGCUACUUCCAAUAACAAUGAGGUUGUCAAAAAAGAAGACUGCACAGGUUUCAAUAGUGAGGAUGAAUAUGAUGAAAGAAUCAUCAAGGAUCGUCUUCUUACAGAUGAAGAAUGGCAGAAGAGGGAUGAUUUUUUCUUCCGGUGUAUGUCUAGUUUAGGCUAUGAAAUCAAAAAUAUGAAUGAGGAUGGGGCAUGUCUCUUUCGUUCCAUUGCUGAUCAAGUAUAUGGUGAUCAGGAGUUCCAUUUUCAAGUUCGUCAGGAUUGCAUGAACUAUAUAGUCCAAAAUCGCGAUUAUUUCGAACCUUAUGUUACUGAAGAUUUUGACAAGUACGUUGCCAGAAAACGGAAAUGGAACGUUCACGGAAACCAUUUGGAAAUCCAGGCUAUGAGUGAACUGUACAAUCGCACAAUUGAAGUGUACUGCUACCAAAUUGAACCUAUUAACAUCUUUAACUGUUCUAGAAUAAUAAAUACUUAUGAACCGAUAAGACUUUCAUAUCAUAGAAUGUGUCAUUACAAUUCAAUUAGUAAUCCAAAUAAGCCAUCAGUAGGCGUUGGAUUGGGUCUACCCAACUAUAAACCGAUCGACAUUGAUCGUAGGCGGUUUAAUGAUGCAAUUCGUGCUAGUGAGGAAUUGCUCAUUGAACAGACAAUGUUGGAAGACAAGAUCAAAGCUACAGAUUGGGAGGCUACUAAUGAGGCUAUAGAGGAACAGGUAGCCCGUGAGUCUUACAUUCAAUAUUUCAGAGACACAGAGAAGCGUUUGAAAGAUCAGGGUCAUCCACUAGCAAGUGGCAGCAGCAGUACAAUUACAUCUGCAAUGUUGAACAGUCCUAGAAGUUCAAGACGUGGUUCAGUGUCCCCAAAAGGGUGUCAGUCACCUAAGGCUUCGGCUUCGCCAAGAACUUCUUUCUCACCCUUAGCGAGCCCUAGACCGUCAUUUGGCACAAGUGAACCUAUAUUGGAAACGACUCCACCUGUGUAUGUUCCCACUGAAGAGGAAUCUGCUUUUGCAAAACGUGUUUAUAAUUCGCCCAGAAGGAUUGAGCAGACUGAAGCUGAAACUUUCCCGCAGGAGUGUAAACAGCAGGCUGGACCCUCCAGUAUGGAUAGCUCUAACAUAGGUUUAGAAGAUUUCGAUCAAGAAAUUAUGGCACAAGUAUUAGCAGAGUCACAAAAAACUUACUUAGACGAACUUAAACACAAGUCUAAAAAACGCAAUGGAUCUCCGGGACCAUCCACAUCUUCAUAAUGUGGAAUUAAUAUUUAAUAUAUAAUACGUAAUGAAAAUAUUUAUUUUAGAUCUUUUAGCUUUACUCUCAAUUUUUUUAUUAAUUCCUUAAGUUUAUAUUUAUUUAGCACAAAUUUAGAUGUACUUACUUCCUUUGCUAAUUGUAAUGUCGAUGUUUCCCAAGGUUAUAUAUAAAUUCGAUGUGAGGACAUAAUAGUUUAAUAAAAAAUUUCACGUUAAGUUCUUAUUUAGUAAACAGUAUAUUGGGAAACAUAGAUAUAAUAUACUGUCCAUACUUAGUUUGGGAGUAUUUUCUGGGAGGGUGAAUAUUUUUUAAUGUGCAUGUCAAGUGUGUUACCGAUUUGAAGAAAUAUCUAUGGUUUAAUUGAAACCUGCAAGGUUUCAAUGUUUUCAAUAUCUUAUUUCUUACAAUUAAGUUCUAUCAUACUUGGCCCAGGCUAGUUAAAUCAACCCUUGUUGAUUAGGCAAGCCUUAAUAAUUAAUAUUUCGGUGACCCAAUAUUUGUUGUGAUAAACCUGUUAUCUUAGUUUAAACUGUAAUGUGCAUUUGGAUAAGCUUUUAUUUCUAACUUUGUUAUAUAUUGUAAAAAUAUAGUUGUUUCAUAUAUAAA
Messenger RNA from Aethina tumida (small hive beetle), 2325 nucleotides. RefSeq names its product OTU domain-containing protein 5-B (gene Duba). NCBI's taxonomy places the organism in Eukaryota, Metazoa, Arthropoda, Insecta, Coleoptera, Nitidulidae. Bases 93 to 1715 code for a protein of 540 amino acids. Gene Ontology annotation, biological process: protein deubiquitination. The transcript is spliced from 9 exons. Gene Ontology annotation, molecular function: K63-linked deubiquitinase activity; cysteine-type deubiquitinase activity. The record is from RefSeq and is a predicted model, not a curated record.